Messenger RNA from Bemisia tabaci, 3277 nucleotides. The record is from RefSeq and is a predicted model, not a curated record. Lineage: Eukaryota; Metazoa; Arthropoda; Insecta; Hemiptera; Aleyrodidae.
UUGUUAUUCCGGUGCUCUGCAAACAUAUUAUAGGGUGGUGGAACGAAGCUUGCGCAGGGCUCUAUUUCUCGCCUUUUUGGAAAAGUAUUUCCGGUAUUUCCACACGAUGGACUUUUCGACCAUCCAUUUAACCUUGGACCGGAAACGAAUCUCUGCCGGGGAAAAUACGGAGAGUGGAGUGAACCGGAUGUUAUUCCUUCAUACCAAAACAAUAGCAUGCAGAUGCAGAAGCAGAGAAGAUAUCAGAUAUCAGACCUUUAUGGAAUUUCAUUUUACUAGAUUUAGUAGACUUUUAUCAAUAGAUAAGUGUUUCAUAUAAUCCAUGCGUUUCCUCUGUUGAGAAGCUCAUCUAUCGUUUGUGAGAGAACACUCAAAAUCGUUCGUCAUCUUCCUCGUGCGUCAGUGAACGUGUGCGUCCCAUUUGUAUGUGACUGAUAACCAGCUUAUCCCACGUGGGUCUCCACCACAUUUAAUCCAAUUUUUUUUUAUUUUCAUCGACGAAUUGUACCAGUAAUUCUCAGAAUCAUGCCUCCCGCAAACCUUGAAAAUGCUUAUGUUGCAUCCUCUUGCAACAGAACUUCCAAAAGCGUCGACUGUUCCCCAACAGGAUUAGUAUGCUUUGCAUCCUGUCAUUCCGUCAUCAUUUACAAGCACUAUGACAAGGUUGAUAGCGGAGGUAAAGUAAUCCAAGUUUUAACUGGUCACACCAAAAGAGUAAACUCUGUCCAAUGGGUGAAAGGAUCACCUCCAAAGGCACAAUUAAUCUCAGUAUCAGCAGAUUCAACUGCCAAUCUGUGGACACUGAAUGAAGAUGGAUUUUUUACUCAAACAUUGACUUUAAAAGGUCACGCAGACAGUAUAACAGUAAUCGAUGCCUUGUAUGUCAAACCUAAGUCAGAGUCUGGUUGUGGGCGGAUAGUCAUAUUCACAGCAUCUAAUGACUCGAUCAUCAAAAUAUGGACAGUCAGUAAUACCUCUGAUGUGGAUUGUCAAACUAUUGACCUGAAAAAUAGACUUUGCUUGUCAGCAAGUCUGGCCUUCCUGCCUGGAACUUCAAGAAUUUUAGCUGCGUUUGCCACUGAUGACUGCAAAAUAAACUUGUAUAUAUCUUCAGCUGAUGAGGAUAAAAAAGACUUUGUGCCUGCUGAAGCUCUCAUAGGACACGAAGAUUGGGUCCAGAGUCUAGAUUUUACAGUUGAUACAAAUAAGGAUCUAAUACUUGCCAGUGGAUCUCAAGAUACGACAGUGCGGUUGUGGAGGUUCUCCAGGAAGAAAGAGAAUGAAAAAAUCAAUUUGGACGAACUUCGUGUGGAAGAGAAGGUUAUCAAAGUCGAUGAAAAAACAAGUUUUGUCAUCACAGCUGACUCGGUUUUGAGUGGACAUGAAGGCUGGGUCUAUGGUGUACAUUGGAACAACUCAAAUCAGAAAGAAGGCAGUGGAUCCAAAUUGCAAUUACUCACAUCUUCAAUGGAUAAAACUUUGAUCGUAUGGGAGUCAGAUGAAAGCUCAGAUGUCUGGUUAGAAGUUGUUCGCCUUGGGGAGGUAGGCGGUAAUACAUUAGGAUUCCGCGGUGGAAAAUUUGGACCGAAUGGUGACUUCAUUUUAGCAUACAGUUAUCAUGGAGCUUUUCACGUUUGGAGGAGUGCUGAGAAUGGAAAGCGCUGGGAUCCCGAUGUUGUAAUAGGAGGUCAUUUCGACGAAGUGACAGAUCUGCAGUGGGAUCCGAAAGGUGCCUAUUUACUGUCCGUCAGCCAAGAUCAAACAACCAGGCUUCAUGCUCCGUGGGUUCGUCAUUCUGAAAAAGAACAGCAGCAGGUUGUUUGGCAUGAAUUAGGAAGGCCUCAGGUCCAUGGUUACAACCUAUCUUGCAUCGCUGCGAUCUCAAGGACCAAAUUCGCUUCAGGAGCGGAGGAAAAGGUUGUCCGCACUUUUGCAGCUCCUUCAAAUUUCUUAAAAAAUUUCAAGUCAUUAUCCAAUAUUGAUCUCCAAGAAGGGCUAAGAGAUGGAGAUAGCGUUGCAAUCAACCCUCUUGGCGCAUCUGUGCCCGCAUUAGGUUUAUCAAAUAAAGCAGUUUAUAAGAGUGAAGAGACCAAAACCGAUCUGGAAACCGACAAAAAUAACUACCCUGAGGCGUACUUCUCACCAUUGGAUUUGAAGCAGCCUCCAACAGAAGAAGAUUUGGUACAAAAUACUUUGUGGCCUGAGAUCCAAAAACUCUACGGUCAUGGUUAUGAAAUCUUCAGUUUGGCAGCCUCUCAUGAUGGUUCAAUCUUGGCAUCCGCUUGCAAAGCUACCUCAACGGAACAUGCCGCUAUUAUUUUAUGGGAUACGAGAACUUGGAAGAGAAUAGAAAGCUUGGUCUCUCAUUCUUUAACAAUAACGCAACUGAGUUUUUCCCCGAAUGAUCUUUACUUGUUGUCUGUAUCGAGGGAUCGUGACUGGAGUCUCUUCAAAAGGAGCAAGUCUGAAUCUAGUGACGUUCAUUUUGAACUCUUCGCUAAGACUGGCGGGAAGAAGGGCAUCCACACUCGAAUCAUCUGGUGCUGUUCGUGGGGUCACGACUCAAAGAUCUUCUGCACUGGGUCCCGAGACAGCAAAGCUGUUGUGUGGAGUGUCGCAGAGAGCAUGCAGGAGGAAGUUAGUACUUUGUCAGACAAAGUUAGCUCGGUGCUGAUGCUGAACAACGAGUCGAUCACAAGCUGUUCCAUUGCGCCGGGAUAUGUUGGUGGCACUGGCUCUUAUCUCAUCGCCCUCGGCUGUGAAAGUGGUUACAUUAACUUGUACCUUUGGUCUGUAGCAGCAAAAUGGUCUCCUCUUCAGACUUUGAAAGGAAGUGAAUCACACACUUUAACAGUGAAAAAACUUGCGUUCCGUCCUGUUUUCGGUGAAGCUGGAAAAGACUCAAAGGAUAAUGAUAAAAUUCUUCAACUUGCAAGCGCUGGAUCUGAUCAUUUAGUCAGAGUCUAUACUCUUUUCCUAGAAAAGCUGAUCUCAGGUGUAAACUCAUGAACUGUUCCCAAAACGCUGUGAUAUCGAUGAGAAUUAUAGUCUCCUGUUAAACAGUUCCUGGCAACUCUUUUGUACUUUAUAGCGUGAUGCAUGAUUUUGUAAGUUUUGUAUUUUAACUGUCCUGUAAAAAAUAAUAAGUUCACUGCUGAACGUUGUUGUAAAAACUGUUUUUCGAUGAUUAUCGGAAACAACAAAUUUGUUCUCUCUUGUUAUGAUUUAUGUACCAAACUUAAUCUUUUUUCAAUGAAUAUUUUAAUUUAUUAUUUCU